UUGAAUGGUUUCUUCAGUGUAGUGAGAGAAGAAGAAAAUGAAAAACCUUAGCAUUCUUUUUGGAUUCAGUCGUUCAAUUCAGAGAAAUAUGGUUUGCUCAGUUACUCGUCAUUCCUUCUCCACUUUGAGAGAGGACCCACAAUUACACGAAAUGAUUGAAUUUUUGGACAACCUUAAAAACUUCGAGAAGUCAGGUGUUCCCAAGGAUGCAGGAACUGAUUCCAAACAUGGUUUCGAUCUUGGAAGAAUGAAACGUUUGAUGGGACUCAUGGGUAAUCCCCAAUCUACCUUCAAGACUGUUCAUAUCGCUGGAACAAAAGGAAAAGGGUCAACAGCUGCAUUUCUCUCCAGUAUACUGCGGGCAGAAGGCUAUUCUGUUGGUUGCUAUACUAGUCCACAUAUACAGACUAUCAGAGAACGGAUAACCUUGGGAAGAUGGGGUGAGCCAGUAUCAGCCAAGGCAUUGAAUCAUCAUUUCAAGAGAAGGAGGGAGGUUAUUGAGAGGGCAGUAAAACUUGAGAAUGGAUGUCUCAGUCAUUUUGAGGUUUUUACUGCUAUUGCAUUCAGCCUAUUUGCUGAAGAAAAUACUGAAAUUGCAGUUGUGGAGGCUGGAUUGGGUGGAGCACGAGAUGCCACUAAUGUUAUUUCGGGUUCUGAUCUUGCUAUAUCAAUUAUAACCACUGUUGGCGAGGAACAUCUGGAUGCACUUGGGGGCUCUUUGGAAAGUAUAGCGGUGGCAAAAUCAGGAAUAGUUAAAAAUGGGCGCCCAUUGGUUAUAGGAGGUCCAUUCAUUCCAUCUAUUGAGUGCAUUCUUCGUAGGAAAGCAUCUUCUAUGUCUUCACCAGUGGUAUCAGCAUCUGAUCCUGGAAAUAGAAGCGCUUUAAGAGGCUUCUGUGAAGUGAGUGGCAUACCACGCCAAUUGUGUGAUAUAGUGCUCCAGAUUGAGAAGGACUUUGAUCUGGCUAUUGAACUUCUAGGUGUGAAAUUACGCAUGCUUGGAGCUCACCAACUUCAAAACGCUGUAACUGCUACAUGUGCAGCAUUAUGCCUUAAUAAACAAGGAUGGAGUUUGUCCAGUGGAUCUAUUCGUUCUGGUCUGGAGAGUGCAUUUUUGCAAGGCAGAAGCCAAAUUUUGUCUUCAGAAGAAGCUAAUUUACUUGGAGUACCUGGGGCCACUGUACUGCUUGAUGGAGCACAUACGAAGGAAUCUGCCAGGGCUUUGGCAAACACAUUGCAGAUGACAUUUCCAAAGGCAAAGAUGGUUCUUGUGGUUGCUAUGGCAAAUGACAAGGAUCAUCUAGGUUUUGCAAGAGAGCUACUCUCAGUUGGGGAUUUGGAUGCUGUAUUUUUUACAGAAGUUGACAUUGCUGGUGCUAAAUCAAGAAUGACUUCAGCAUCUUUAUUGAAAUGUGCUUGGGUCAAUGCUUCGAGAGAGAUGGAUAUGAAGGUUCUUGACCUCAAAGUUGCAGAUAGUGAGGAUCAAUCACUUCAAGCUGCAGGGAUAGUGGAAUCUCGAAGCAUUUUACUUGCGGCGGGAUCACUAUUGGCUUGUAUGGGAGCUGGUUUUAAGAUCCUUAGUGAAAGAACUGGAGAACAACCUGGAAUCAUAGUAGUCACUGGUUCUUUGCAUAUUGUUUCCACUGUUUUAGGCUACUUGCACAGCUGACACAUACUUGGCUUUGCCAGAGCCCUUUGAUGAGUUGAGUUCAAAAAUGAGCUUGAAGGUUCAGAGCCCUGAAAUUGCAGUGCAAAAGUUGGAUAGCUGAGUUGUGGAAGACUGGACGAUUCCUGAGUUCUCACUUGGGUCCUAUGAAUGUACAAUUGUUUACGAUAAUGACAUGUGGUUCUUGAAUAUGUAUUUCCUUGCUGCCCAGUUGUUGAAGCCAAUUUAACUUAUUUACAUGGAUCUGUGUGGUUUCUGCAGCAGGAAUAAAAGCAUACUUCUCUUCUCACACU
This is a messenger RNA of Lycium ferocissimum, 1956 nucleotides long. RefSeq names its product dihydrofolate synthetase. Gene Ontology annotation, biological process: tetrahydrofolylpolyglutamate biosynthetic process. Gene Ontology annotation, molecular function: tetrahydrofolylpolyglutamate synthase activity; ATP binding. Lineage: Eukaryota; Viridiplantae; Streptophyta; Magnoliopsida; Solanales; Solanaceae. Bases 38 to 1666 code for a protein of 542 amino acids. Gene Ontology annotation, cellular component: mitochondrion; cytosol; cytoplasm. The transcript has 11 exons. The record is from RefSeq and is a predicted model, not a curated record.